AUGUCGCCGUCGCCGAGCUUCGCUCCCUCCCUAUUCCGUGCAGCUUGUGAUGCGCCUCGAAGAUCGUCCCAUGCCGCUGCUCCUGCUGGGGCGCCAGCCUCACUGAUUCGCCUCACGGUCGUUGCUGCGGCCCUCCUCCUCCUCCAAUUCACUGCUGCUGGUGAGUCUGUUCUUGAGCUGAAAAAUGCGGAUGCACGUUUCCCCUUCGCUAACAAACUUUUCUGCACCCGUUUCCCCUUCCCUUCCAUGUCAUCCCCUGCCACCCCUUGUCAUCCAUCCCUUGCUACACCUUGUUACCCCUUGUCAUCCCAUUCUCACCUUCUUUCUUUGCAGAGGCACAGCCAACGCCCGCCUCUCCUCCUUGGCGGCCUUCAAGCCAACCUCACCCCCAUCCUCCUCCCCGCCUCCACUUCCCCAACUCCCACCACACCCACCUCCACCGCUCUCAAUCCCACAACAACUACUCUCACUCCUGGCUCCAUUGCCGCUGGUGCUACCCCUGGUAGUCUCAGUGGUGCAUCGACGCUGCCAAGUGGCGGCGCAUCAGUGGUCACGCUGCUUGUAAAUGCGGCUAAUGCGACGCUCGCAUUCGCCCUCCCCUGGGCGCAGGGGGCAGGGGAGAAUGUGCAGGCGGGGAUAUACACUGUCGGCGAUAUGCUCAAUGCGUCGUCCCCUCGUCUCGUCCUUCCACUCAUGGGCAUCACUGCCAACUCUACCCCUCCUGCUGCUGCCUCUGCCACACGUGCCACGUCAGCAUCCUCCUCGUCCUCUCCCCUUGAUCCCUUAACUGCAGCAGCAGCAGGUGUGGCUGGUGUAUUGGGGGGGCUAGGAACAUCUGCUGCAGGUGUAAUGGCAGGCCUGGGUGUAACAACAGAACCAGGUGUUACUUCAGGUGCCACAGCAGGACCCCAAGUCACUGCAGGGGCAACAGGAGCAGCCAGGGCAACAGGGAUAGGGGAAGGCUUGGGAGCAACUGCAGCAAGUACAGCACCAGGGACACAAGCACCACGCAGGGGUUUGUCUGGAUCCGUGUCAAAUCCUGUAGCUGCAGCAGCAGGGGCAGCACAGGGGGCAGUGGGUGGAGCGGUGGGGGCAGUACAGGGCGUGGUGCGGAGGGGUUCGGGGUGGUUAUGGGGAGCUGUGCCGGUGCCAGGAGCAGCGCUGGUGAAUAUCCUGAGGGAUCCGGGCCAGUAUCAGCUGCGUCUUUCUGUUGGGACUGGUGCAGAUGUGGCGUCCUUUGCUGGUCGUCUCGUGUCCGUACCUAUCGAUCUGGCUCGAAGCAUCCCCUUCCUUGGAUCGCUGAUUCCUAAACCUCCUCGGUUUCCUUCCCAGCCCAGUCUUGGCAUCCCUGACCCCCAGUCCCUCAUCUCACUUGCGACUGCCAUUCGUGAAAGCAUCGCAUCACUCCCACAAGCUGCUUGUAAGUUAGGUGUGCCUUAA
Molecule: messenger RNA, 1440 nt
Organism: Closterium sp. NIES-65
Lineage: Eukaryota; Viridiplantae; Streptophyta; Zygnematophyceae; Desmidiales; Closteriaceae
Source: the annotation of a GenBank genome assembly